Gambusia affinis (western mosquitofish) is the source of this 3678-nucleotide messenger RNA. RefSeq names its product eukaryotic translation initiation factor 4, gamma 2a (gene eif4g2a). Bases 842 to 2908 code for a protein of 688 amino acids. The record is from RefSeq and is a predicted model, not a curated record. Lineage: Eukaryota; Metazoa; Chordata; Actinopteri; Cyprinodontiformes; Poeciliidae. Gene Ontology annotation, cellular component: eukaryotic translation initiation factor 4F complex. Gene Ontology annotation, molecular function: translation initiation factor activity; protein binding; mRNA binding. The transcript is spliced from 21 exons.
ACGUACAGCAGCAGUCAGCAGUUCCCUGUAGUCUCAUCUGAGCUUGUUGGUUUCCCGAUUAUUACAUUACGAAACCGACUGGUGGCACGACAUUUUUUUUUUGAAUACUUGUUUUUAAUUUGUCUUUAUUUUCUAUCUUUUGGUCAACCAGACAACACUUACGCUGACGUUCCUUUAGUAAAGGUCGUUUUUCCAGCCCCUACACUUUGCUCAAUUCUUUACUAAAAUUCUUUGCCAAGCCGCCAAAGUGGAGAGUGUCGUCGCACCAGGGGGACCUUCUCGUUUCAGUGUAGGGGGAGGAGGUGGGGGUGCACCUCAGCACUAUCCCAAGACUGUCUGCAACGGCGAGUUCCUGGGGAAAACCCCAGGUCCUGGCGUUCAGAGAUGGAUUCCUUCACGAAACACUAGACGAGAUGUCAAUUCCUCCAACGAGAAAGGACAAGAUGAUGCAAUCUUCAGGAAAGUAAGAGGCAUACUUAAUAAGCUGACCCCUGAAAAGUUUGACAAACUGUGCCUGGAGCUCCUCAAUGUGGGUUUGGAUUCAAAAGUUGUCCUAAAAGGAGUCGUCUUGUUGAUUGUUGACAAGGCCCUUGAAGAACCCAAGUACAGCCAGCUAUAUGCACAACUAUGUCUUCGCCUGGCAGAGGAUGCACCAAACUUUGAAGGCCCAUCAGCAGAAAGUCAAGCAACUCAAAAGCAAAAUACUACCUUUAGAAGGCUUCUGAUCUCUAAACUUCAAGAUGAAUUUGAAAACCGUGCCAGGAAUGUUGAUGUCUUUGACAAACAUGACAACCCGCUCACCUCUGAAGAGGAGGAGCAGCGCGCUAUUGCAAAGAUCAAGAUGCUGGGUAACAUCAAAUUCAUCGGUGAACUUGGCAAACUCAAUCUUAUCCACGAAUCCAUUCUUCACCGAUGUAUUAAAACACUUUUGGAGAAGAAGAAGAGAGUCCAUCUUAAGGAUAUGGGUGAAGAUUUGGAAUGCCUCUGUCAAAUAAUGAAAACUGUGGGACCUAAAAUUGAUCAUGCAAAGGCUAAGUCCCUGAUUGAUCAGUACUUUGGACGCAUGCAAUCCUUAAUGAACAACAAGGAUUUGCCAGCAAGGAUUCGCUUCCUGUUGCAGAACAUGGUGGAGCUGCGAGAAAACAACUGGGCUCCUCGCAAAGCUUAUGUGGACAACGGGCCAAAAACCAUUCACCAAGUUCGCCAGGAUGCCGUAAAGGAUUUGGGUGUGUUCAUUCCACCAUCCAAUGAUGUGAUGAGGAAUGACUUCUUCACAGACCAUAACUCCUUCCUGCCAUCAAGGAGAGUUGAAAGGGAGCCUCUCGGUGGGCUCGCUGACAUGUUUGGACAACUGCCUGGGAUUGGCAUUGGAACUGGUCCAGGAGUGAUUCAAGACCAUUACUCCCCCACUAUGAGUCGUCAUCGUGCAAGCCCACUGUUCAAUGGCCAUGUGGGAAAUGGCAACGCUUCACACCAGCCUCAGUUUGAACCAGGAAGUAAGCCAUUCACAAAGCCAAAUCAGGGGCAGAAUUCACCAGUUUUCAGCCAUAAACAGAAUCACUCAGCACAAGUACAGUCGAAGGAUGUGGGUCCAAGGUUCAGCAAGAAAGGAAAGCUCAAUGUUGAUGAGAUCAGUCUGAGGCCGGCUCAGUCCUUCAUCAUGAAUAAAAACCAAGUGCCAAAGCUGCAGCCACAGAUGACGUUGAUGCCUCAAACUGGUUCUCCAAUCGGACAGCUUGGCCUCAAAAGUAAUCCUCCUCCAAUCCAGGAAAAGCCAGCAAAGUCCAACAAAAAGGCUCCACCGACUAAGGAAGAGUUGCACAAAAUGACAGAUACGCUCAUGACAAACUAUCUGAAUGGGAAAGACAUCGAGGAGGCUGUAAGCGCUGCAAAGGAAAUGAAAGCGCCUAAUUACUUCUUAUCUGAGAUGCUGAACAAGAUGAUCAUGUUCACACUCGAGCGGUCCGACGAAGACAAGGAAAAUGCGAGCAAACUGAUCCAUGCUCUCUCCACAGAGGGAGUCAUCAGCCGUGAAAGCCUUCUGCCUGCCUUCUUGCGUGUUCUGGACCAGAGCCCUAAGAUCGAGGAAGAAAUCCCUCUGGUGAAAUCCUACCUGGCCCAGUUUGCUGCUCGAGCUGUCAUCGCCGAUCUGGUCAGCAUUGACGACUUGGCUCAUCAGCUGGAGAAUGGUACCCACUUCCCCCUCUUCCUGCUGUGCCUGCAGCAGAUGGUCAAACUGAAGGACAAAGACUGGCUGGGCGACCUUUUCCAGCAGAGCAAGGUCAACAUGCAGAAGAUGCUACCUGAAAUUGACCAGAACAAGGACAGGAUGUUGGAAAUUUUAGAGGGCAAAGGUCUUGGCUUUCUGUUCCCACUGAUGAAACUGGAGAAGGAGCUGCUGAAGCAGAUCAAAGUGGAUCCGUCACCACAGUCCAUCUACAAGUGGAUCAAAGACAACAUCUCACCCAGACUUCACACCGAUAAGGGCUUUGUCAACAUCCUUGUGACCAGUCUUCUGCAGUACAUCGCUUAUGAGAUCAACCCAGACGACGAUGAGGAGCAGCUCGCAGCGCCCAGCAAGGAGCAGCUGGACGAGGAGAAGCAACUGCUGCUCUCCUUCAAGCCCGUCCUGCAGAAGUUCCUCCAUGAUCACAUUAACCUGCAAGUCAGUGCGCUGUAUGCCCUGCAAGUCCACUGUAACACCAAGAGUUUCCCCAAAGGCAUGUUGCUGCGCUACUUCGUGAACCUUUACGACAUGGAAAUAGUCGAAGAAGAAGCCUUCCUCUCAUGGAAAGAAGAUAUCACUGAGGAGUAUCCUGGAAAGGGGAAAGCUUUAUUUCAGGUGAACCAAUGGCUGACCUGGCUGGAGACGGCUGAAGAGGAAGAGUCGGAGGAGGAAGAUUACUGAGGGAGAGCAGCCAAAGCCAUGUGUUAUUAGAGAGCAACGACUUAAAUCUUUUUUUUUUUCCCUUAUCUUGUCCCUUCUUUUCUGGCGCAUUUCAGUCAUCUUGGGAUCAGAGGAGUAGGCAGUGAAUUAAGGAAAACGUAUCGCUUGACCUGCUCUGUUACCCUUUUGUUUCUAGUCGGAGUAACGAGUGCAACUUCCUUAAACUGUUUACAAAGACCAAGAUUUUUCCUUGUUUUCAUCUGCAUUUAUAAUCCAGAUUUUUGAUGCACUUUGCUUAACAUCAUGAGUUGUUGCAAUAGUGAAAUUCUUGAUUUGCUUCAGUUUAAUAAUUAAGGGCCUUAUUUAGCUUAAAUUUUCUAAAGGAUAUCUUAAUCUAUAAUGAACAGUCGUGGUCAGGCUUACUUGCACAUUAUGAUCUCUUCACAUUUAGCUGAAUAAAAUCAAGAUCUUUUUAAUGUAUGAAACGUUUCUUUCCUAGAAUGAAUCGGUGUGGCCUUUUUAAUUUAUCAGUUCGUCUAGAUAUACCUCUAAAGUGUCUGACUAUACUUGAAUGUCCUGAUUUGACAUUUGUACAGCUAGAGCAGACGUAACUACGCUGCAGCUGUUAACCACUUGUAAAAAUGACAUCUGUUUGCAAUAUUUUUAAAGGGUCUUUUUAUCAUGAAAUUGAGGAUAUGCUGUCUGUGUACACCUGCGCCUUUAAAUGUAAUAAGUGCUCGAAGUUCAGUGUACAACUAAAGAUCAAUCUUGAAUAAAGUUGGACUGUUUAA